AUGAAGUCCUUCUCGAGUUCUGUAAUUAAUAAGUCGGGUAAGAAGUUCGCUCCCAAGGCGCCCACUCGACGCACCGCUCCAGCUUCGGCUGCCCCCCCCAGAAAGCCCAGUGUCGCUUCGCAGAUAUCGGCUUCUCAAACUCCCCAGCCACCAACGCAGACUGCAACCCCGGAACCUGCCCCUCCUGCUUCAACCGCCGAGCCUUCGCGAUCUGUUGAAACAACAGCCCCAGAGUCAUCAGCUCCCCAAGAAAAGGAUGUGGCGCCAACACCGCCAGCAACUGCAACCGCCACGCCCACAGCGAUUCCAAUUCCUCGUCCUAAGCGGAAGCCUUCUUUUUCUGCAUUUACCCUCUCACAGCGACCUGCCGCAACCCCCUCUGAACCCACGCCACUUCCCUCAAUCGAGGUAGCGCCUGAUGAACAACGGGAAGAUCGAAUCUCUGUGGAAGAAGGGAGAGUUUCCGAGAGUCGAGUGAACAAGGAGCCAUCUUCGGUCGCUGAAGUUCCAGCCGAAGUUCGCCCUGCCAAGCGCCAAAAGGUCACUGUUGAGCCCGCAACCCCGGCUCCGGAAUCCCAGCGGCCUGCAGAAAUUCCUCAAUUAGCGACUCCCCCGGCUACGCAGACUUCGACCAAUGAGGAAACUACGGAAGGUCAGGAUAGCACCGAGUCGCAGCCUCCCACCGAUUCAAAUCUAAAGGUGGUAAAGUCGAAAAGACGGAAACCGUCUAAAGAUGUCAGUGGUGGAAACGCCAUAACCAAAACGAGAGAGAGGAAGCCACGAGCUCCUCGUAAGAAGCGCGAACCGACGCCUGAGGGCUCCGAGCUUGUGCAGAUUGCUCCUGGUAUUGUCAAGAUGUCGGAGCUGUGCAAGGAUCUACGGACAGGAAAGAUUUCCAAGCGAGAAACCGAACUGCGCCAAAUGGAGUUGGCCGAGCUGGAACGCAAGCAGAAAGCACAACAGGACGAAGAGAACUCUGAGCAGACGCCUAUCAAGGAGAAUGAAAAUGCAGACUCCCCAGUGCUGGAGACGGGGGAUCCGAAGCCGCAGAAUGGACCAGUCAUGAGGAUUGUGAACGGAGAAAUUGUCAUCGAUGCGGCAUCGCUGGAAGUCGACCGUCAUGCGGAUGCGGCAAGGAACGCCGGAGAAUUGGAAGAUGUUGUAGAAAACUCCCUUACUCGGAAAGUCAACCAGGCAUCAUUUGGAAAGCGUUCCAAAACCGAAUCAUGGGACGAAGAAAUGACGGAACUAUUUUACCGAGGUUUGCGCAUGUUCGGUACUGAUUUUAUGAUGAUCAGUAAACUUUUCCCGGGGAGGUCCCGGCGCCAGAUCAAGUUGAAGUUCAACAACGAAGAGCGCCGUGACCCGGGACGGAUCAAGGACACCUUGCUAGGACCACGCGAAGCGGUCGACAUUAAAGCUUACUCGGAGAUGACCAACACCAUCUAUGACGAUCCAAGAGUGAUCCAGCAAGAGCUAGAUGAAGAGAAGAAACGCAUUGAGGAUCAGCAUGCUAAGGAAAAGCAGGCCCAGGAGGAUCUUCUUAAGAAUCCUGAUGGGGCUGCCGAAGCUAACCAAGCUUCAGAGCAUGACCAAGGCAAUACCGCACCCGUUAAGGGCAAGCGCAACAGCAGAAAGCAAGCCGCUAAGAAUAUUGGUGGUGGAAACGAAGAAAUUCUGGGCUCUAUUGAUGACUUUCCUUGA
This is a messenger RNA of Aspergillus alliaceus, 1704 nucleotides long. RefSeq names its product transcription factor TFIIIB subunit BDP1. Gene Ontology annotation, molecular function: RNA polymerase III general transcription initiation factor activity; TFIIIC-class transcription factor complex binding. Lineage: Eukaryota; Fungi; Ascomycota; Eurotiomycetes; Eurotiales; Aspergillaceae. The record is from RefSeq and is a predicted model, not a curated record. The coding region runs from base 1 to 1704 and encodes 567 amino acids. The transcript has 2 exons. Gene Ontology annotation, biological process: transcription by RNA polymerase III; RNA polymerase III preinitiation complex assembly. Gene Ontology annotation, cellular component: transcription factor TFIIIB complex.